This is a messenger RNA of Coturnix japonica (Japanese quail), 1288 nucleotides long. The record is from RefSeq and is a predicted model, not a curated record. Lineage: Eukaryota; Metazoa; Chordata; Aves; Galliformes; Phasianidae.
UGGAACUGAUAGAAGACAGCAGAGUGCUGGGUUUAUGCCAUGUGCUGGGAACAUGGGAUCUUUGUGUCCUUGGCUUGUGUUGGUGUUGUGGGAUGCAUUGUGUAAUGGGAUGUGUCGGUCCUGAUCAAUUCUCAUACACAACUCCUGCCCUAUCCGUUCAUUUCUAUUAGCUUAAUUUCUUCUUGGGACCAAAAUGGUUAUUAGCCAUUUCCCAGAACAAAAAGAUUUGGGGUCUGGGCAUAGGAGUAGCCAUGAGAUGAGGAUCUCAUCCCUCUGACUGUGCAUUUCUUACGUUUCUAUUUUGCAGAGGGAAAAAAUGCAGCAUUGGCGGAACAAGCUGAGAAACUGGAGAGAAAAGACGCAUCAUUGGCGGAACAAGCUAAAAGAAUGGAAAGAACAGAUGAACUGCUGGUGAAACUACCUUCGAUUUUGAAGAGAAGUGAUGCAAAGUUGGAUACACUGGCCGGAAAACUGGUGGAAAUAACUGAAAAAUUCGACAUUUGGAAUUCUCAGCUGAAGAUCCACUAUAGAAUUAUGCAAUUACGUGCUUUUCAGCUGAAGAACCUAGUUGCAGAACUCGAGAAAACGGACACAGUGUUGGCAGAGAUACGAGCCGUUAAAAUUGUGGAACGAACUGAAGCACUGGAGAUACAGAGAUCAAAGCUGGAGAACCACUGUGAAGAGAUGGAUUCAAUUGUUGCAGUUCUGAAGAAACACACUGCAGAACUGGAGGUCCACAGUUCUGAAAUGGAGAGAAGGGAUGAAAUGUUGGAGGAACAAGUUGCAAAACUGGUGGAACAAACUGAAGCAUUUCAAAAACCAUCCAGAAGAGGACUGGAAGAUGAGCCGUGCCACACAGUAACCAUAGGAGAUGAGCUUCAUGGACCACAGAUUGCACAGGAUACCAAACCCACGAUAAGUCCAAGCCAGCAAGGAAACCCACAGCAGGACCAAGAGGAGCCAGUGUCUGUAUUGAGUGAGAACCCUGCAGUUCUGUGAGCCAAAGCUGACCAAGGGGGCACCGAGCUGAGGAUGUGCGACCUCCAACUCAAAUCCAAUUGCAAGAGAAUAACCAUAGUAAGAAAUGGUAACAGGAUGAAGCCAGAGAGCCUGGAUAAGAUACGGUCACAUUCGGAAAUAAUUUGGCCAUGUAUCAGGGUUUGUGGACAUGUAAGCAAUAUCUAACACUUUUGGAUACAUAAGAAUGCACUGAGGUAGAGAACUGCUUUGGGUGCUAACACCAUUCUCUAUUGUAAUAUAAUAAACGAUACCUGCUGGUGGUUGUCAA